Cydia strobilella is the source of this 1441-nucleotide messenger RNA. It is a transcript of the gene tsr, whose product is annotated as cofilin/actin-depolymerizing factor homolog. Gene Ontology annotation, molecular function: actin filament binding. The coding region runs from base 213 to 659 and encodes 148 amino acids. Gene Ontology annotation, cellular component: actin cytoskeleton; cytoplasm; actin cortical patch. NCBI's taxonomy places the organism in Eukaryota, Metazoa, Arthropoda, Insecta, Lepidoptera, Tortricidae. The transcript is spliced from 4 exons. Gene Ontology annotation, biological process: actin filament fragmentation; actin filament severing. The record is from RefSeq and is a predicted model, not a curated record.
UCUGCUUACUUACAUUGAUAUAAACUUAAUUGUAAGUAAUUGGGAAGUGUACUGACUUUACUUCACGAUUUUGACACAUGCGCCCAUUGGCUCAUUUGCUGUCGCAAAAUAACGGACAGCCAACUGUACGGAUCAGUGUCGUUCCGGUCGCUCGCUGUUGUCGCGGAGUCGGUGAAGUUAGUGGUGAAAUUUUUACGUGAAUAACAUCAAAAAUGGCGUCUGGUGUGACAGUAUCGGACGCGUGCAAGACCACGUACGAGGAGAUCAAGAAGGAUAAGAAACACCGAUACGUGGUGUUCUACAUUCGCGACGAGAAGCAGAUCGACGUGGAGACCAUCGGCGAGCGCAACGCAGAGUACGAGCAGUUCCUCGAGCACCUGCAGCAGGGCGGCACCGGCGAGUGCAGAUAUGGCCUGUUCGACUUUGAAUACACGCACCAGUGCCAAGGCACGUCGGAGGCGAGCAAGAAACAGAAGCUUUUCCUCAUGUCGUGGUGCCCCGACACCGCCAAGGUCAAGAAGAAGAUGUUGUACUCCAGCUCUUUCGACGCCCUGAAGAAGUCCCUAGUCGGCGUACAGAAAUACAUCCAAGCGACCGACCUCUCCGAGGCUUCUCAGGAGGCCGUCGAGGAGAAGCUCCGCGCCACGGACCGCCAAUAAGCAUUUCACGACGACCGGGGCGCAUGGGUUCUUAUAAUAUAUCGUUUCAUCCUUAAGCUUUCUCUGCCGUGAUGUACAGAAUGCCGUACCUGACGAUAACUGUUCCAUAUCGGUCUCUGGAAACAUUUAACUAUUAUUACUACGUAACCAGCACAGAGAACCAGUAUUUUGUGCCGUGAGUUGUUGACGGCCGACAGCAAAUAGUAAGCGCGAUUAAUUUCACGGCGCUUACGUUUUGGUCGCGUGGUACAGGUUGCGAUUUCGACAAUUUCAUUGUUUGUAAAGGCUUCUCUAUAGUAAUAUUAACUCAAUGUUUGGAAAGAGGUCGCUUUUUACGACCGUCAAUCUAUCACCGUAUUUAUUGACAUCUAAACUUUAGACAUGGACAACAACUGAUAACAUUCUACGAAGCCGAAAUUAGCAGCCUUUUUUGAAGGACCGAUGUGCAAUAUUUAUCGCCGGAUACUGUAACUAGAUACUGUAUAAGACGGAUGGGAUUAUUAUAAUAAUUUAAGUUAUAACUAAUUAUUAUUAUAUAUAUUUUCCUGUAAAAGAGUAAGGUAAGCUCAAACUAAAUUAAAUUCAGUGACGCGAGCAUUUUUUUUUGUUACACGCGAACGCCGGUCGGCUUUUUGUACUACUUAGAUUGUAAUGUAUACUAAACGAUGUGCGAUCAAGUUUUCAUUUGAGAUUCUCUGUCGCGGCUUUGCUCGGCUGACCUUUGGUCGGUGAAUGAGUAUUUUGUAACCAAUUUAUCCAGAAAUACACUCGAUAUAAGCGAA